This is a messenger RNA of Penicillium oxalicum, 1998 nucleotides long. Its product is annotated as acetyltransferase SAS4-like domain-containing protein. Lineage: Eukaryota; Fungi; Ascomycota; Eurotiomycetes; Eurotiales; Aspergillaceae. The coding region runs from base 1 to 1998 and encodes 665 amino acids. Gene Ontology annotation, molecular function: histone acetyltransferase activity. The transcript has 2 exons. The record is from RefSeq and is a predicted model, not a curated record. Gene Ontology annotation, cellular component: SAS acetyltransferase complex.
AUGGGCGCCCUGUCGCGGUCCUCUCUCCGCGGCACCGUGCGACGAAAGACCGACAACGUGCAUCUGAAGCAUGACCGCCAUGGACCACCCGUGAAGAGGCAACGGACCCUGCACGAUCUCUGGCCCGUCAACCGUCGCCGAAGUUCUCCGGACUGCCUCGACGCGACCACUCCCACGCAGGAUUCCGUCGCCAGUAAAGCUCGUCACAUCCUCUCAGCCCCCAAUGCCACGCGCCCGCCGACGACCACCCGUCGAUCUCGCCGAGCCUCGUCCGCCUCGGUGGAUAGCGUCGCGUCGGACGACCGAUUGAGCAUUUCGGCGACCCCGCGCGUGAAUGGCGAUGGCGUCACGACCCUUCGGCACUUUUCCGACCGUGAGACCCCCGCGGCGCAUCGUUCGCGAUCCACGACGGCCUUACUACGUGAUGACCCCGAAUCGCCCGAUCCUUUGGACACGAUCUCGCCCGCGGUCGCGACACACCUGAAACCUACGCGUGCGGGACUUCUUGCUCCAUCGCUGGACGUCGAAUCCCUUCUGCCGAACUCGCCAAGCGUCAAACGCUCGACCCGGCGCAAUGAUCGAAAUGCCGAGCCAGAAGUGCAGAAUGGGAGCGCGUUCACGGUCAAGUCAGCUGGUCAGGAUGCAGCCAUGUCACCUCGCACCGAUACGCGACCGGCCAAUGCGACGCGGUCGCAGCUACAGCAACAGCAACAGCAGAAAGAGGAUGAGCAACCGGCCCCAAAUCAAGAUGCCUCGGCACCAGCAACGAGUGAGAGGCGAUCACUGCGCUCUGCAGACACUGGUGCGCGAUGUAAGAGCGAAUUGGCGCAGUACUUUCAUAAUUAUGAGCAAAUCAUCAGCCUGGACGAGCCCAAGCCCGAGCUUCUUGCCUUUGACACCAUCGUCACGUUGAUCGAUGACCUGUCGGAGCCGCUGCCAGCUGUGCAGCCCGAUCCGGCUCCAUUUGGUAACCCACUGCACAAGUUGUACAAUUGCCAGGUCAUCACGUUGCCCGAGCCGCCCUCCAGCUCCGAUGACAGCGAUCCCCUGACCGAAGACCUCUAUUUCCGGGCCCAUCGCCGGUUCGAGCGGCAGGAGAAACACCUGCGCAACAUUGAGAGGGAUCGCGCGCAACACGAAAAACAGCAUCUGGACCGGCUGCUCGAGGAGCUCCGCAGUCAAGAUUGGCUGCGGGUGAUGGGGUUGACGGGAGUUCACGAGAACGAGAAGAAGCUCUACGAGCCCAAGCGCAAGAUUCUUAUUGAUGAAUUGGUCGUUCUGGUCAACAAAUUUCAAAAGUGGAAAGAUGAAGAGCGGAAGCGCAAACUGGCCAAAGACAAACAGUUGCCUGCGGGGGAUGCCGACUCUGAUCCGCAUCACGUCAAAGAUUCUACACGCAAGCACUUAAAAGCCGCCGAAGAAGCGGCUGAAGAGAGCUCGCCUCUCUCCGAUGCUCUCAGCACGCCUGACCCGAGUGACGUUGAUGCAUUGGCUGCGCGUCAACUCCAUCAAGAAGCGCGCUCGGCCUCUGUCGCCAAACAGCGUAAAGCGGUCCCCGAGACUCGUAAAUCCAAACCCAUACGCUCCGAGGGGGAUCAUUCCACUCCUGCCCCUAAAACCAAAGCAAACGCCAAAAGAACCAAACAACCUCCCCCGUCACAGUCCUCUCAGGAUGCACACACAAAAGCUCAAGAAGCUGCUCCUCCUCCUUCAUCUCGUCCUCCUCUUUCACCUCCUGCACCCGCUUACCUGUACAUUCCCCCACCUCCAGAUAAACCCUUUACUUCCUUUUUCGAAAAUUCUCAUCAGCGAGAGGUAGCCCUGGCUGCCAUCAAUGGCACACGACGCAGCCGUACCCAUACCGUCCUCGCCUUUGGUCAGCCGCUCCCCGACAUGCCCGAGCGAGAAUUUGACCCUCCGGAAGAGAUUCUCACCGAUGAGGCUCUACAUGCGUCGCAGCGUCAACGGCGGCUCUUGAAGAGACGUCACCGAGGAUAA